This is a messenger RNA of Aspergillus melleus, 885 nucleotides long. Its product is annotated as HPP family protein. The coding region runs from base 1 to 885 and encodes 294 amino acids. The transcript is spliced from 2 exons. The record is from RefSeq and is a predicted model, not a curated record. NCBI's taxonomy places the organism in Eukaryota, Fungi, Ascomycota, Eurotiomycetes, Eurotiales, Aspergillaceae.
AUGUCCAAACACGUCGAUUUUUCCCGUUGGCAUAUAGACAUAGAUGCCUAUAUCAACCCUUACAUUCCUGCGCCCCCGUGGCGAUGGCUCCCUCGACCUAUCUCUCAUUUCCUAGGAUACAGAGGUGACAAACCUCCCAAGAGCCUGGGGAAUCUGGUCAUUGCAUUCUGGUCCCUCAUCGGUGUCUUCUGCGGCGUGCUCGUCGUGGCCGAGGUAUCAGAACACGUUCCUUCUUUUCAGCAUCAUAAUGCGCCAAUCAUCGUGGCUAGUUUUGGCGCCGCCGCAGUCCUCGAAUUCGCCGUCAUAGAAUCCCCCUUCGCACAGCCCCGAAACGCCGUCCUCAGCCAACUCUUCGCCAGCAUCAUCGGCAUCGGCAUCGGAAAGCUCUUCGCCCUAAACCCCAACGCCCACUCCAAACCCCAGCUCGGAGGCGCCCUCUCCUGCGCCAUCACCACCGCCGUCAUGGUCCUCACGAAUACCGUGCAUCCGCCCGCCGGCGCAACCGCCCUCCUCGCCGUCACCGAGGGCUAUCCAAUCGGCUGGUGGCUGAUCCCGAUGAUGCUCCUGGGAUGUGUCAUGAUGCAGGCCGUCGCGCUGGUCGUGAAUAACAUCCACCGACGGUUCCCUGUGUAUUGGUGGACGGUUGUGCCGCUUGGGAGGCCGAGACCGAGGGACCCGGAGGUGGGGGUGCCAGAUAAGCACGAGCCGGAGGACAAGGAGAAGGAGGGUCAUGGGUCGGAGAGUUCGUCGAAUAGCGCGGUCACUGAUACAGAGACGCAGAUGCAGAUCGUCAUUCAGGAGGGUAAGGUCCUGGUGUCGGAUAAUAUGUGGGUUACGGCGGAGGAGAUGGAGGUGUUAGAACGGAUUAGUCGACGGAUACAGUAA